This is a messenger RNA of Protopolystoma xenopodis, 561 nucleotides long. Lineage: Eukaryota; Metazoa; Platyhelminthes; Monogenea; Polystomatidea; Polystomatidae. The record is from the annotation of a GenBank genome assembly.
AUGAUCGAUAAUGAAGAGACCGUUUACCGCGCCGUUAUUCGCUGGGUAUAUAACGAUGUGAAUGAGCGUGCUUCAAAGUUGGCUGCUCUCCUACGACGCAUCAGACUUUCAGUUAUGUCUGUGCUUAUCAGAAACUCUCUAGAAUGCCGUGAUCUUGUAGACGACGCUAAGCGCUUUUAUCUCAGGCCUGACUUACGUCAUGAAAUGAGAGAUGCUCGAUAUCAUCAACGCGAUGGAGGUGAAGAGUAUCUUGUUGUUAUUGGUGGAUUCGGUGCAGGUCAGAGCCCUUCUGAUUCAGUGGAGAUGUUUAAUCCGAGAACAUGUGACUGGAAUACAUUACCUGUAGGUCUACUAUUUAAUAAUUUACCCAUCAGCUAUCGUUAUGUGGCUGCGUGUUCUCUAGGUACAUGUGUCUACGUCAUUGGUGGGUUUGACGGAAGUGAGCGUCUUAACACUGUUGGCGUACUUGAUAUCGCUCAACGGGACGACGGGUGGCGCUGGCUUGCUUCGAUGCACUAUAAGCGUGGUCUCUCGGCUGCUUGUACACAUAGAGGUCAGUGA